UCUCCCACACACCCUGUGUUUCAUGAAGACAGGGACAGAGACGUAGAUAGCCUUGACGCUAACCCGAGCCAUAGGCCCCCCCAUUGGAAAAGCUAACCGCUAACCUAUAACCGCUAAUCUGGUAUUAGCUCCCUGGUAGAAGAAGACAGGAUUAAGAUGAGAGGUGGUUUAGCAGCAAACAACCUGCUUUUCAUUGUGUGAUCGCAUCGCUCCAGGGAAGGACCGGGAACGAAGAAGCGGGAACGAAGAACCGGGAACAAAGGACCGGGAACAACGGACCGGGAACGACGGACCGGGAACGAAGAACCGAGAGGAACCACCAUCAACAUGAGAGCUGUCCAGAACUGUAUGGUCCUCCUCGUCACACUACUCUUCCUCGCUUCAUGCUGUGAAGCCCUACGAUGCUAUACAUGCAUGGGCUUUGAUGAUGAGGACUGCAAUCGACAGGGCUCCACAACCUGUCCAAGCCACUCUGACGCUUGUGCUGUGGUCCGAGGACAAGGAAGCGGAGUGAUGAAGUCCUGCUCCUACAAGUCUUUCUGUAGCCAGGCCAACAGUCAGGGUUACAGGUUGCCAGGGGUCAGAUUUCACUGCUGUUUCUUUAAUGACUGCAACGUGACAGGAAACACAUCCAAUCUGGGAGGAAGUCUCAGCUACCCGCUACUCUUCCUACCCCUGUUCCUCCACUGGAUACCAAUCUAACUACCUAUCCCAAUCUAACUACCUAUCCCAAUCUAACUACCUAUCCCAAUCUAACUACCUAUCCCAAUCUAACUACCUGCUACUCUUCCUACCCCUGUUCCUCCACUGGAUCCCAAUCUAACUACCUAUCCCAAUCUAACUACCUAUCCCAAUCUAACUACCUGCUACUCUUCCUACCCCUGUUCCACCACUGGAUCCCAAUCUAACUACCUAUCCCAAUCUAACUACCUGCUACUCUUCCUACCCCUGUUCAACCACUGGAUCCAAAUCUAACUACCUAACCCAAUCUAACUACCUGCUACUCUUCCUACCCCUGUUCAACCACUGGAUCCCAAUCUAACUACCUAUCCCAAUCUAACUACCUAUCCCAAUCUAACUACCUAUCCCAAUCUAACUACCUGCUACUCUUCCUACCCCUGUUCCUCCACUGGAUCCCAAUCUAACUACCUAUCCCAAUCUAACUACCUAUCCCAAUCUAACUACCUAUCCCAAUCUAACUACCUGCUACUCUUCCUACCCCUGUUCAACCACUGGAUCCCAAUCUAACUACCUAUCCCAAUCUAACUACCUAUCCCAAUCUAACUACCUGCUACUCUUCCUACCCCUGUUCCACCACUGGAUCCCAAUCUAACUACCUAUCCCAAUCUAACUACCUAUCCCAAUCUAACUACCUAUCCCAAUCUAACUACCGAUCCCAAUCUAACAACCUAUCCCAAUCUAACUACCUAUCCCAAUCUAACUACCCGUUACUCCUCCUACCCCUGUUCCACCACUGGAUCCCAAUCUAACUACCUAUCCCAAUCUAACUACCUAUCCCAAUCUAACUACCUGCUACUCAUCCUACCCCUGUUCCACCACUGGAUCCCAAUCUAACUACCUAUCCCAAUCUAACUACCUAUCCCAAUCUAACUACCGAUCCCAAUCUAACUACCGAUCCCAAUCUAACAACCUAUCCCAAUCUAACUACCUAUCCCAAUCUAACUACCCGUUACUCCUCCUACCCCUGUUCCACCACUGGAUCCCAAUCUAACUACCUAUCCCAAUCUAACUACCUAUCCCAAUCUAACUACCUAUCCCAAUCUAACUACCUAUCCCAAUCUAACUACCUAUCCCAAUCUAACUACCUGCCGACUGACCAACCGGCCGGAGUGCGAUGGGGUCAGGUGACCCCUGUCCUACCAUCCACCUCAAUAUAGGCAGACGUCCUUAUCCCAUCCUUCUCUAACUAAUUCCUCCACUCUCUGUUACUCAAACCCAAACCCAGGUGUAGGUUACACCUGUCCACCUGUCUACCUGUCCCACACCAGCGUUUCUUUCAUUCCUCAAGCAACAACAUUACAUACAUGCCAAAACGCGCUUGUGCAUGUUAGCGUAAUAUACAGUGUCAUAAGAUGUAAAGAUCUUAAAGAACUAAAAGAUCUGAACUGGUUUCAAAUGGAAUAAUUUACAGUUAACCUGGACAGGUGUAGGUUAUACCUGUCCAGGUAGACACGGGUCUUUUCCCCGAGGCCUAUUCAUCCCACUGGUCUGAAUGUGGUGUGUGAAGUAUUAUGGAAGUAUGAAGGCAACCCGUCUGUCUAGAGAGGCUAACAGCAGUAACAUCUCGGGCUUCUAGAAGGAACCAUAAGCCAUUUAGGUGAUGUGGCCAGGUGCUUUAAACUACCAAGCUCAUUAAGUAUUCCCAAUUUUUUGUUUUUUUACUGGUGGACUGUUACUGUGAGUGAAGUGGGGGGAGGGAUGAAGACAGAGAGAAAGAGAGAGAGAGAGAGAGAGAGAGAGAGAUAGACUGAGGGAAGUCAAGAAGGGAAUGAAAGAGAUACUACAGGAAGGAACUCUGUUGAAUGGAAUGAGAGAUAUGGACAGGCAAACUGUACAGUAGGUUAUCUUGUCAUUAUCUUGUCAUCUUGUUCUGAAUCUGAUUUGGAACUCAUGCUAAGACAGAGAUGCCAUGCAAAGUGUGUAGAAUGAGAGUCACUUGCACAGUCUCAGUUAGCCUGGUCUCAUUUCUGUUUGCGCUGUCUUGUCAACUCUAAUGACCGUCUAAGAGUUGCCAAGACAGCACAAACAGAUCAGGGACCAGGCUACAAUCGUGCACCUUUUAAAGUAAAAGAGGUUCAUCAAUAAAUAAAUCUAACAAGAAUUCAACAUUUGCUAUUAUGCUUUUAGCUUUUAUUAAAUAGACAAAAACCCUUUGAAGAAGGAAGGAACUGAAACUUUAAUUAGGAACUGUAUGGUGUUCUGUCUGUUGGAGUAUUGAGGAGCUGAGCUGUCAAAUGUAAAACGCACGAGAUAUGAUGUAAACUACACAACGCCUUGUUUAAUAUUGUUCUCCUCUGUAGUCAGCUGUAAAUACAUUCAAUAAAACAGUCUGUAUUUC
This is a messenger RNA of Salmo salar (Atlantic salmon), 3079 nucleotides long. Its product is annotated as CD59 glycoprotein-like. The record is from RefSeq and is a predicted model, not a curated record. NCBI's taxonomy places the organism in Eukaryota, Metazoa, Chordata, Actinopteri, Salmoniformes, Salmonidae.